AUGCCAUCAGUGACCUUGGGACUAAAUAUUGCAAGGUUUUCUACUCUUGCUGAUCAGAAACAACUCCACCAUCACCAACAACAACAGCAAUUACCCGAUGUCUUCUUAAAACGACUUCCGUAUGCUCCAGACCAGGUGCAAGUCCAAAGUCUAGUGUCCAAUGCUGUGAGAAAUAUUGCAUUGGCUGGAAACGCUACUAUUGGAACUGUAGCAUCCACUGGUACUGCCAGAUAUGAAACCUCAAAUUCUUCAAGUCGAUGGUCAACCAGCAAACCAACAAAAAAACCACCCGCGGGAUUGAGCAACCACUUGAUAAAUACUCGGACCAAGACUAUUGUCACAUCAUCAGAACGGUUACCACUUCUCCGGGUCUUGACAAACUCCAAAAUCUCUGAAUUUUCGCAAUCGGUGCUCUUUGAUGAAUUAUCGAGUAUUGAUACCAAAAACCUGUCGAAACUCCAGCAGGACUUGCACAAUUCGAGUAUAAAUUAUGAUUAUACGUACACCCCGUCGUCAUCUUCUUCAGCAUCACCAACAACACAAAUACCAUCACGAACUGGCAGAAGUGAGCAAGCUUCACUUAACUCCAAAUCGCCAACUUCAAGGACUAGUACAUAUGGAACACCUCCUGAGCUUCCUAGAGCCGCUGAACCUUCUUCGCAUGUUGUUGUUGAAUCAGAUUCUAGUCAACGAUUACACAAGCUUCAAGCUAUGAUUCGACAGCAUUUUGGAAGUGAUUUUAAAAGUGUUACAGUAUCUAAUGGACCGAAUAGUACUAUACGUAUGUCUUUGCCGCAUGAAGUGUUGAAGGAGUCGGGAACGUUACGGCACUUUCAGAAGUCUAUGCGAUCAUUUCGAGAGGGAAUCACCAAUAGUAUUGAGCUACCAACGUUGGAUUCUAGUAUUCUACUCGACGCUGCAAUGUUUAUGAUUGCAAGCUACCACUCGAAACAGAGUCGCACAGAAUUAAGUUUCAAUCCAGUACGUGAGCAUUUGCUAGAAUUAAUGGAUGCUGCUGUAUACCUGGAUUUACCCGGUCUUGUCAACAUAUGUGCUCAGCAGGCUGCUGAAAAUCUGUUUGAUGUAGACAGUUUUGGUGAUUUGCAAAGUGUAUGCAUUCGCAACAUCCUCCGUCGAGCUGCUAUACCGCAAUUAUGUUGGGCCGAGCAUAGAGUGCUAAAAUCAGAGUUCUCUACAGAUUCAAUUUGGCAUUCUCGAUACUGCAACAUCUUAGCAGCAUCAAGUGCAGUCACCCUCUCAUCUCCUCGGCUACAUUGCAUUAAACAUUACGUGGAAGAAUGUCUCGCCAAACCUCUCUCAUCAGAUACAGCGGUGGAUGUACUCUACGUAUUAGAACACGAUGGACUAGAUUUAGAAGAAAUGAAAAUAGGAACAGCACCAUGGGAGACCUUUGGAUCACGUCAACGAAUGCGUAAAAUAUUGAACUCGUUGCCAAAGUGUACUCGAUUGACUAUUACACUGCGGAAAUUCCAUGCUGCUAUGGUUUCUGAUAUAUUAGCAGAUUCACGAGCUUGGAAACGCAAUCUGACUCUUGAGAUACCUUGUAAUGGUAUACCAGCAAGUGUUAAUCUGUCGCCACUGUUGACAAGGACUUUACAGGAAUCUUCGAGUGUGAUACCAGCCCGAGAUAAGAGUGGGAUGGCAGUAAUGCUAGAUAAAACGCAGCAAUUAGAAGUCGGGGAGUCUUUGUCACGUCAAGAAACAAGACCGACGCGACGUGAAGAGUGGUUUGGGAUAUCAUUACGACUAGUACCUUCAGCCAUUGGAUUGUCAGAUGCGGAUUUCGACUCCUUCCUAAAUGAUACACUCUCAAGCUGUUACAUCUCCGAACUAGAUACAUCGAAAAUGAGAUUGUGUCCAGAAUUCAUCUCGAACCUGGUGGUCAACACAGGAUCACGUCUUACAAGGCUGAAAUUGUCUUCAAGUGGAAUAAACUCUCUCAGCUUAAUCAACCUAUUUCGAUCACUUACGUCAUAUUAUUCGUAUCUCCAAGAACUCGACAUUUCUCAAAACCUUAACGCACCGUCAGAUGCCAGCUGCACGGAAGCUGCUCAAUACCUUUCUAAAUACUUGUCAUCGCCACAAUGUCGAAUCAGAACCCUCAAUAUUAGCUCAACCAGACUCGGAGUAUCUGGUCUCUUAUCUCUGUUUGAAGGAGUUUCUCGAUGUAAAACCCUUCAGCACCUAAAUUUGGCCGAUACCGAUAUGUCACCUGUCUCAAGUGCGCUUUUUACAUGUCUUGAAACCAAGCCAUUAGAGUCUUUGAAUCUAGCCGGCAACUCAUUACCUCCUCGAAUGGUGCUCACUCUACUCGGAAAUGCGUCGCAUGGAAUUGCUUCCUUUGUCAGAGACUUGAAUCUAAAUGGAUGUCUAUGGCAUGAAGAAUGCAUCGAAAAACUUGCUGCUGCUCUUGAAAAUUCCUCAUGUCGCCUGACACAUCUUCAUUUAGCUGGAGGUAGUGCUAGUCUCAGCCAUGGGCUUGAAGAUAAAGGAUGCAGUAUCCUCGCUUCUGGAAUCCAACGUAACAGGAGUCUACUACGUUUGGAUAUAUCAAGCCAACAAAUCGGCGAUUACGGAUUAAAGAAACUGUUUCAAGCUGCAAUACAUUGUCCCACACUACACACCAUCAUCGCACAAGAAAAUUGUGUGACAAGUGAUUCAAUCAAGGUCGUAAACAAGCUUCUACGAAAGACUCCAUCCUCCGCAACUGGCAGUAUGUACCUGAUUGACUUGAGAGAGAACUUUAUCAAGGGUCCCGUGACAGAGUUUUUGAAUGCUGUGGUGCUUACAGGAACCAGUCGAAAUCUUUAG
Synchytrium microbalum is the source of this 2832-nucleotide messenger RNA. RefSeq lists its product as uncharacterized. The record is from RefSeq and is a predicted model, not a curated record. The transcript is spliced from 3 exons. Lineage: Eukaryota; Fungi; Chytridiomycota; Chytridiomycetes; Synchytriales; Synchytriaceae. The coding region runs from base 1 to 2832 and encodes 943 amino acids.